Hypomesus transpacificus is the source of this 1674-nucleotide messenger RNA. RefSeq names its product alpha-methylacyl-CoA racemase (gene amacr). Lineage: Eukaryota; Metazoa; Chordata; Actinopteri; Osmeriformes; Osmeridae. Gene Ontology annotation, biological process: bile acid metabolic process. Gene Ontology annotation, cellular component: mitochondrion. The record is from RefSeq and is a predicted model, not a curated record. Gene Ontology annotation, molecular function: alpha-methylacyl-CoA racemase activity.
CAGUCUGCAAACUCCAUUUCCCAGGCACCGAUGCGGCCGCUACGUCAUAGGAAGGACUUUGACAUGAGAAUUUUCUGUUAACGAUUAGUUGUUGUUCUGCAAAGUGUGUGUCAGCCUGUUGCCAUGGCGCUAGCAGGGGUGCGCGUGGUGGAGUUGGCGGGCCUAGCCCCGGCGCCGUUUUGCGGCAUGAUCCUGGCCGACUUCGGCGCCAAGGUGAUCCGCGUGGACCGGACCAAAGUAACCAUGGCGAUGGACACGCAGGCGCGAGGGAAGCGGUCAGUGGCUCUCAACCUGAAGACUCCAGAGGGCGUGUCAGUGCUGCGCAAACUCUGCGUGCAAUCAGAUGUGGUCCUGGAGCCCUAUCGCAAAGGUGUGAUGGAGAAGCUGGGUCUGGGCCCGGAGGAGCUGUUGAAGGAGAACCCUCGUCUGAUCUACGCUCGUCUGACCGGGUACGGCCAGAGUGGGUCUUACGCUGCCGCAGCUGGACAUGACAUCAACUACCUCGCCAUGUCAGGUCUGUUGUCCAUGUUAGGCCGCCGUGGUGAGAAGCCCUACGCUCCACUGAAUCUGGUGGCAGACUUUGCUGGGGGGGGCCUGACCUGUGCCCUGGGCGUGCUGUUGGCCCUGCUGGAGAGGAGCCAGUCGGGGAGGGGCCAGGUCAUCGACACCAGCAUGGUGGAGGGAGCAGCCUAUGUUGGCUCCUUCAUGUGGAAGUCCCGGAGUAUUGGCAUGUGGGACAAUCCCCGCGGUGAGAACAUGUUGGACAGUGGAGCCCCGUUCUAUGAUACCUACCAGACCUCAGACAGGAAGUACAUGGCUGUCGGAGCCAUAGAACCACAGUUCUAUUUGCGGCUUCUACAUGGUCUGGGAUUGGAUGAUGCCGACCUCCCUUCCCAGAUGAGCUUCUCCGAUUGGCCAAAACUGCGGCAAGCCUUCACCGACUGUUUCGCCACAAAGACCCAGGCCGAGUGGAGGGCGGUGUUCGACGGCACUGACGCCUGUGUGACCCCUGUCCUCUCCCUCCAGGAGGUCAGCUCCCACCCCCACAACCAGGAGAGGGGGUCCUUCCUGCAGGAUUCUCAGGGGGAGGAGAGCCCCAGGCCGGCCCCUGUGCUCUCGCGCACGCCCGCCCAGCCAUGCCAGGGUCGGGACCCCUACAUCGGAGAGCACACCCGAGCGGUCCUGGAGGAGUACGGCUACCAGCCCCAGGACAUCGACAGGAUGCUGUCUGCUGGCGUGCUGGAGUGUAAUGUGGCCAAGGCUAGGUUAUAGGGCGGUGAGAGGGGAGAGGAUAAGGGGAAGGGGAGAGUGAGAUGGGAAGGGCCGAGGUAGAGGGUGGGGGAGAGGGUCUGCUCGGGGGUAAUCUGCUAAGCAGCUGGUUUCCUCUGCUAGGCGUGGACCAAAUAUGGUCCUGCUGUAUUCCUGUACCCACAUUGGUUUCCGUCGGUCUAAUCAUUGUAAUUAGGCUGCUAACAGCUCCGUGAAACCUGGUGUGCGUGCAUGCGUGCGUGCGACAGCAGCUGCUUAAAACAAUUGAUGAUUCUUUCGAUUCCCAGUGGGUCCGAAUCUGAAUGUGAAGAUGAGAAUUAAAGUGCCUGUUGUUCAACUUUUUGACUCUUCGGAGGUUGACUACGCCACCUAAAUAAUGUAUGUUUUGAUUCUUUCUAAUGAAAA